Molecule: messenger RNA, 774 nt
Organism: Nematolebias whitei (Rio pearlfish)
Lineage: Eukaryota; Metazoa; Chordata; Actinopteri; Cyprinodontiformes; Rivulidae
Product: N-acetyltransferase family 8 member 3
Exons: 2
Coding region: 13-774 (253 amino acids)
Molecular function (GO): N-acetyltransferase activity
Source: RefSeq, a predicted model, not a curated record
GAAAAAUUCAGCAUGGCUCACAAAAAUGACAUUCAGUUCACCAUCAGGGAAUACAGCCCAUCAGAUGAACAUGUGGUCAUGUCGCUCUUUCGUGAUGGGAUUCUUGAGCAUAUAUACCCGGCAUUUUUCAAGGCCAUGAGCAAUCCAGAUCAUGUUGGUAUAACUCUGAGCAUUUCCAUGGCUGGCUAUGUGCUAGGAGGCAGCUCCUACUUCCAAGCUUUCCUUUUUGGCUGUACAUGGGCUUGCCUCAUUUAUUACUGCUGCCAUGACAUCCAUGAUAGCUACAUGAAAGGGAGACUAAGCACAGACAUGGCUGACAUUCAAGCCACUUACCUGGAAAACCCAGAUAAUGGAUUCUGGGUGGCAGAAGCAGAUGUCAAUGGGCAGGCCAAGGUGGUGGGGAUGGUGGCAGUAAUGGGGAAGAGAGGGAAAGAAGAAGGAGUGAAGUCUGAGGACUGGAAUGGGGGAGUGAGCACAGAAGAUGUUCAAGAUGUCGGGGAUAGAAGUUAUGGAUUGAUGUCUCACGUCGCUGUAAAGUUUUUGUGGCGCAACAAAAAACUGGGCUCUCAGCUGACCCUAAAGGCCUUGGAUUUCUGCAAAGAGCGAGGCUAUUCUUGCCUUACUGUGAAUGUUAGCACACCACAGACCGCCGCCUUUUCCAUGUACCAUAAAUUAGGCUUUGUUCAGACAGCAUCCCACUGUAACAUGCAUGUCAACCAGUGGUUUGCCAAGCUAGCCAGAAUAAAUGUGAUACAAAUUGACAAGUUUAUUUAA